Messenger RNA from Lasiodiplodia theobromae, 1131 nucleotides. Its product is annotated as D-amino-acid oxidase protein. Gene Ontology annotation, molecular function: FAD binding; D-amino-acid oxidase activity. The record is from RefSeq and is a predicted model, not a curated record. The transcript is spliced from 5 exons. Lineage: Eukaryota; Fungi; Ascomycota; Dothideomycetes; Botryosphaeriales; Botryosphaeriaceae. The coding region runs from base 1 to 1131 and encodes 376 amino acids.
AUGUCUUCACAGCUCAAGGGAAAGCAUAUCGUCGUCAUCGGGGCUGGCGUCAUAGGUCUGCAGACGGCAAUUACACUGCUUGAAGCUGGCGCUGCUGUCACCAUCAUUGCAAAGCAUGUUCCCGGCGAUAAGGCAAAAGAUUAUACUUCACCGUGGGCUGGGGCGCAAUGGAGAACUCACGCAACAGCGGAAGACAAGGAGAUUCAACAAUGGGACAUAGAAAGCUACAACAUCUGGCUCGACAUGGUCGAGAAGGAAAAGAGCCAAGCAUCCUUCGCAACUAAAUCCGGUCUGGAGAAAUUCCACAGCAUCUUCUACUGGACCGCGCCAGACGUCGAAAUCGCCUCAGGCCCCCGCAGCGCGUGGUGGGCGCCCUACAUGCGCAACUUCCGCGAACUGCCCGCCUCGGAGCUGCCGCCCGGCGUGCACGCCGGCGCCACCUACGACGCCGUCACCAUCGACACGGGCGUCUACCUCCCCUUCCUACUCACUCGUGCGCGCGCCCUCGGCGCCACCCUCAUCGAGGCCGCCCUGCCCACCACCAACGGCCUAUCCGGCGCGCUCAGCACCGCCCGCAACCUGCUCCCGGCGUACGGCGUCGGCACUCCCGUCGACGCCUUCGUCAACGCCAGCGGCAUCCUCGCCAAGGACCUCGUGCCGGACGCCGAUGUCCACCCCAUCCGCGGACAGACGGUGCUGGUGCGCGGAUUGCCUGCGGCAUUGACGACGUGCUGGCGGCCCGACGGCCUCAGCUACGUUAUUCCUCGCGCUACGAGCGGUACGACCGUGCUCGGCGGCACCAAGCAGGUUGGCGACUGGCGCGAGCUGCCCGACGUCGAGACGACGCGGGAUAUCUUGGAGCGGUGCAAGGGGUUCGCGCCGGAGUUGUUGGAUGCGGAGGGCAGGUUCGAGGUGUUGAGCGUCAAUGUGGGGUUCAGGCCGGGCAGGGUGGGUGGGCCGAGGGUGGAGGUUGAGGAGGUGAGGGUCGAUGGUGGUGCGGCGGUGCCGUGUUGUCAUGAGUAUGGGCAUGCGGGUGCGGGUUAUCAGAAUUCGUUUGGGAGUGCGAAGAAGGUGGUUGGAUUGUUGGAGGGGUAUUUUGAGAAGAAGAAGAGUGGGAAGGCGAAGUUGUGA